Molecule: messenger RNA, 2505 nt
Organism: Aricia agestis (brown argus)
Lineage: Eukaryota; Metazoa; Arthropoda; Insecta; Lepidoptera; Lycaenidae
Exons: 5
Coding region: 177-776 (199 amino acids)
Source: RefSeq, a predicted model, not a curated record
CCGAGCGGGCCAGUCGACAGUACUCAGUCGGCCGGCGCAUGUGAGCCACGCGUUUACGCUACGUUUACUAAACCUCGCUCGGACUGUGAUUGAAAAUCGGUGGUUUGUGUGAAAACACUGGAUUGUCGCCGAUACCGGCGGGUUUUCAGCGUGCGGAGGUGUAGAAGGGUGGUCAUAUGCGGCGCGCCGGUGUCUGCCUGCUGCUGCUCGCUCUGGGCUCGCCGGCCGUCGCGGAUGUAGUCUUCAGAGUACCUGAAGUUUUGGUACGACCGAUUUCCGACUCUAAGCCGGUUGGCAUAAGCGCCACAGCGUCGCUGCAUAGACCCAACACCUCGGAGAAGGGCGGUGAUGUGGAGGUGCAGUAUGAGGAGUACUUCGUGGAGCACGACGUGUCCACCGCGGAGGCGCGGAAGGCGGCGGCGCUGCUGAACCUCGAUGACAUUCCAGCAACCCGGGUAGGAUGCGGGACCUGCACCCGUCGCGAGAUGGAGUACUGCGAGACGCGGGUGCUGAUGGAUCACUGCUGCUGCGAGAGGCACUUCCUCCCGGAGCCGUUUCCAUGGUUACCGCACACCUGCUACGUCGGCCCCCACCGCUGCCAUCCUUUAGCCCACGACUGCGUGAAGUACACUCGGCUGAGAGAUUGCUGCUGUUAUAAGCAUCUUGCUCAACAGUGGAAAGGCAUAAUGUCGAAGUCAACCAGCAUGAUCAGCGGUGGAAUGAUCGUGCUGCCCCUGCUGUUUGUUCCGGUGCUGUUCUUCGUGGCGUACCUGUGACCCGCGGCGCGCGAGGGCCCGCCUGUGGUCCCCGUCUGAGUAAUUGGUUCUGACAGGCUAUGGUUCUCACUAAGUCAGAAUAUUCUGCCUAACUCCAGUCACUUUCAAACUUACCUGCUGUCAGAAUGUUGUUGUUCACUGCAGUCGUGAUAUUCUUCAGUUCAGUUCGCGGUCAGAUUCUUUUUACUGAUAUUAUGUUAUCAGUCAUCAAGCUGACCGCACCCUGAGUGUAAUCUUGCUGACUGUUGUCUGACAACCUUACGACAUGCAGAUGUCAUUGAACCUAUUGCUAAAGUUAAUGUAGACUUGACUGUCUGAAGGAAUAUGAUAUAGCUAUUAAGGACUAACUUGAACGCAGUUAUCAAUUGCAAUUUGCGACCACGAAAAAUGUUCUCUUCGAUCAAUUUUGCACUAGUAUUUAAAAACCAAAGAGCUUUUUGUGUAUUACCGAAUGGCCUAAAAAGGUUGUGGCAAUGCGCCAGUUGUUGGCACUAAUGAUUUUGAUUGAAAAUUGGCGCAGGCUGCCAAUAUUUAUACUUUCUAAAUGGGCCAAGAAAGUUUUAAAUUCUUAAGGCUAACGAAGCCUAUAGAAAAAAAAGUCAAUAGUCUUCGAUUACUUCUAUUUAUAAUUUAUAAACGAAUGAUUAUAAGUAUUUUACUUUAGGGGGGUGAAUCGUGUCAAAACAGCACGGGUCGGACUAAUCGCAGCCACCAGAGUCCAGACACCUUUUGUCCAUUUCCAUGUGUCAGGUCAAGUUGACCCGAUGGUUAAUCUUUAAUCAAUCUGAAAUGAUAAGGCCACGCGGUGUAAAGGGGCCUUUACUUUUUUAACCCUCUUCCAUAUACGGCAGAAAAGCAGCUGGACAAAUAAACCUUUUUCCCGGUAAUAAAUCCAAACCAGUGUACGUAGACAGAUUGUAUAUAGGAGUUAAGAUUAUAUUCCAAGACUAUUGAUGUUUAUAAUAUUAUUGUCAUUUAAUGACUACUGUAGUGUAGUAGUACUUGUCUACCGACCUAAUUAGCUUUCACAAUUUAAAAAAAAUAUUUAUAAUAUUAUGUGUAAGUAUAUAAUUAUGUCUAAAAAGGUAUGUUCUAUUUCUCAUUGUGAUAAGUGUCCUUGAUUUUAUGUUACAAAGAUUAAAGAAAAAAUAUAUGUUAGAAUCUAAGCAUAAAAGUUUAGGUAAUGCAAAUGUAAAAAAAAAAUCCAAAAAAUCAAACCAAAUAUUGUUUAGGUAAAAUUUUACAAUACAGGCUAGUUAUUUAGGUUACCUACACAAGCUAUCGCUUCGAUACUUCUUAGUAUACGUUUUCUAUCAUUUAAUACUGCAUUUUUGGCCUAAGGUGCCGUGCAGGGUGGUCACACAAUACACAUGCAUUGUUCUGUGAAUGUAAUCUAAAAGUUUUCUGGUUAUAUAACCUCUGGCAAAUUCUCUAUCACCCUUGGAUUGGGCAUGCAGGCUAAAGUGAAAACGUAAUAGCAAAAGAAGGCACAAAUUAAUUGUUAUUACUUCCUCUCUGACGCCACGCCGGCUGUUAGCUCUCGUUUUACGGAAUUUUGAUCAGUUCAAACGUCCUGAAACGAUUUUAACCUUUUGUACCUAUCCCAAAAAAUGUUCCUUGCUAAUAAAAGGUUUUCACUUUAAAAAAUAUGGUACAAAGCGUCUAGUGACGUCAAAUCCAAACAAUAAUUAGUUACUUAGAUAUUAUUCUAAGAUUCUAACUCUGUUUA